ACUUCCAUGAUUACACCCAUAGUUUCCUACUUGUUUUCCAACGCCCCCAUUUGUUCACUUCUGUCUAUAGGACUCUCCUUUAUUUAUUACUACGCUCUGAAACCCUAGAUCUCCAUCAUCUGAAAUCGGACGAUAGCUCACAGAGAUUGCUUCGAACAAUCAGAAUCGAAGACUAGUUUAUAGAAUUUACUGAAAAUGCUUGGUGAUGGUGAAAACCCGGCUGAAAGCCAAAACCCUGAUACUGAGGGGGGAAAUUCUACGAUUGAUGCACUGGCGCGAAAAGUUCAUGAAUCACUCUCUCUGGCAAAGAGACACAAAUUUUGGGAAACCCAACCUGUUGGGCAGUUCAAGGAUCGUGGGGAUGCGAGUUUGUCUGAAGGUCCCAUUGAACCUCCAACGCCAUUGUCUGAAGUCAAACAAGAACCUUAUAAUCUUCCCGGUCCAUAUGAAUGGAUCACUUGUGAUAUGGACUCUGAGGAGAUGUGUGCAGAGGUUUAUAUCCUUCUGACCAACAACUAUGUUGAGGAUGAUGAGAACAUGUUCAGGUUUAACUAUUCGAAGGAGUUCCUUCGUUGGGCACUUCGCCCCCCCGGUUAUUUCAGGAGCUGGCACAUUGGAGUGCGAGUCAAAAGUUCAAAAAAGUUGGUUGCUUUUAUUACUGGUGUUCCUGCUAAAAUCCGGGUCCGUGAUACUGUUGUCACCAAGGCGGAGAUCAAUUUCCUCUGUGUUCAUAAGAAGCUUAGGUCGAAAAGACUUGCUCCUGUCAUGAUUAAAGAGGUGACUAGGAGGGUUCACUUGGAGAAUAUCUGGCAAGCGGCCUACACUGCUGGGGUGAUUCUUCCUACACCCAUAUCAACUUGCCAAUAUUGGCACAGAUCUUUAAAUCCAAAAAAGCUUAUUGAUGUUGGGUUUUCAAGGCUUGGUGCGAGGAUGACAAUGAGCCGAACAAUAAAGUUGUACAAGCUACCAGAUUCAACAGUCACUCCUGGGUUCAGAAAGAUGGAGCUACAUGAUAUUCCUGCAGUUACGCGUCUGCUUAAGAAUUACUUGAGUCAGUUUGUUGUUGCACCUGACUUUGAUGAAAAUGAUGUGGAUCACUGGCUUCUUCCAAAAGAGGAUGUUGUGGACAGUUAUCUGGUUGAAAGCCCUGAGACUCACGAGAUUACUGAUUUUUGCAGUUUUUACACGCUUCCUUCAUCAAUUCUUGGCAACCAGAACUACUCAACUCUGAAGGCUGCUUAUUCUUACUAUAAUGUGACUACAAAGACUCCAUUGCUUCAGCUGAUGAAUGAUGCUCUUAUUGUGGCGAAACGAAAGGACUAUGACGUUUUCAAUGCCUUGGAUGUUAUGCAAAAUGAUUCCUUUCUGAAGGAACUGAAAUUUGGGCCAGGGGAUGGGAAACUCCACUAUUACCUCUACAACUAUCGAAUAAAAGAUGUUUUAAGACCAUCAGAGCUGGGGCUUGUGCUUUUGUAGUUGGCAGUUAGUUUCUGCAUGCUCCAAUGAGGACAUAUUUGGUCAAGUAAAAGUAUUGGAAAGGAAAAAGGUAUAGGAACUGGAUGCUUUUCAACCAUGGAUGCUUAUUCAGCCAUACUAGUAUUUGGACAUAACUUUUUAAAAGGUGACCAUGGAUGCUUGGUGCUGAGGAAAACUUAAAUGUGCUGGGUGUAGUAAUGACAUGCUAUCUCGCACUAAUUAUACAUUGAAACAUAAAUAAGAAAACAUCUAUUUUAGUGGAUCCUAUCACUGUGUGUCGGUGUAUAAUUAGUGCGUGAUAUUAUGUCAUUAAUACAUUCGGAACAUGUAAGUUUUUCUCGUUGGUGACGAUAUCGCAGGAAGUUAUUCCUCCUCACUGGCUUUGCAAGUUGAACCAGGGGGAGAGGGGGGAGGAGUUGCAGUCGGGCCUGAAUUGUUUUGAUUCUAAACCACCUGUUCUUAGGGACCGUGGUGGAGACUAGCCUAGUUGCAAUUCUUCCUACUAUAGUUUCUGGGUUCUUAUGAAAUGUGGCCCUGAGGCGACAAUGAACACCCAACUCCUUGGAGUUUAUGUUUUCAGAAUCAUAAUCUUGUAUGUGGGACUGCUUAAUAGCAGAAUGAUGCUCCUGCUGCAACUUAAUUAAGUGGUUAAAUGUGAUAGUAGUGCGUGUUGCUGCUACACCUACCAAAGAGCUUCGCCAAGAGAUCUUGACAGCUUUUCUUACCAAGGGUUUAAUCUCAAAUAUAGAAUUCUUCUCACACAGCUGUAGUAUGUAUAUACAACUAACACAUAUAUAUACAUGUGUAUAAGUGAAGAUAAGAUAUGUCAGUCUUUUCAUUACCCUAUGAACACUGAAUGGACUGGUGAGAACAGUACGCAAUGGGUGCAGUUGAAGAUCCGGUAGGGAGAUUACUGUGUUAGGGAGUCGCUGCGCUACCAAAGGAGUUUUUACCCUUCUAUGCCGAAGGGCUGGCCGAGAAAGCCCGGCCCCCUUCGGCCCGGUGGGGCUGAACGGAAUGGGUGAGUACAUCGCUUCUUUCCGUUAGCUCUUUUCUCAAUCGACCACUGGGAAAGAGAGGUCAAGUGUUCAAGUUUUGCUAGGGAGAAAAUGGCAAUAAUGGCGUGUGCCAUGGAGGGAUAAAACAAGGGAUAUACUGUAAUGAAGUUUAUAUCUCAAUCUCCCAACUUUGAGAAUCGGCUCGUGUCUAUUCAUAUGUACACAAUAAAUCAUUUGUUAAGAAAGUAAAUAUCGAUGUUGAUCCUGCCAAAGCGAGGUACCAGGAAACAUGGACAAAUGACAAAAUCACAUUUUAAUCAUUGACCGAGUACUUACUCCUAAAUUUUUGAGGAAUGAAAAUGUUUUUGCUUCAAUAAAUACAAAGUUCAGAGUGCAUUCCUGUCAGGGCAAUAAAAACUACCCCUAUUUGAUAAAAGAGAGCUGAUGACUGCCACCUAAAUUCUGUUAAAUUUAUACACGGGAUCAUAAAUUUCAACACGGAGACUCUCAUCACAUUUACACGGCUGUCACUUGAGCACAGAGAAGCACAUCACCUUGCGAACCUGUAAAAUCAAGUAGAAAGAGAAUUACCGAUACAAUUAGAAGAAAAAAAGGCAACAAAAAUUGAAGAAUGUUGCACUUCCAGUAUUACAUUGUCCAUAAAUCUCUUUCACUAGUUGUAGCAAUGACUCGGUAUCUUCUGCCAUCCUUGAGACUCUUUCUGCCUCUUUAACUGCUUCAGCUGCAACAAAUGAC
Cornus florida is the source of this 3230-nucleotide messenger RNA. RefSeq names its product glycylpeptide N-tetradecanoyltransferase 1-like. The record is from RefSeq and is a predicted model, not a curated record. Lineage: Eukaryota; Viridiplantae; Streptophyta; Magnoliopsida; Cornales; Cornaceae. Gene Ontology annotation, biological process: N-terminal peptidyl-glycine N-myristoylation. Gene Ontology annotation, cellular component: cytoplasm. Gene Ontology annotation, molecular function: glycylpeptide N-tetradecanoyltransferase activity. The transcript is spliced from 3 exons. The coding region runs from base 196 to 1476 and encodes 426 amino acids.